This is a messenger RNA of Lynx canadensis (Canada lynx), 5287 nucleotides long. RefSeq names its product EH domain containing 4 (gene EHD4). The transcript is spliced from 6 exons. Gene Ontology annotation, cellular component: plasma membrane; cytoplasm. The record is from RefSeq and is a predicted model, not a curated record. Bases 65 to 1690 code for a protein of 541 amino acids. NCBI's taxonomy places the organism in Eukaryota, Metazoa, Chordata, Mammalia, Carnivora, Felidae. Gene Ontology annotation, biological process: endosomal transport; endocytosis. Gene Ontology annotation, molecular function: protein binding; GTP binding; calcium ion binding.
GCGCGGGGUGUGAGAGGGUGGGCGAGGGGAGCGAACCCGCGACGGGCGGACCGGCUGCAUCAGGAUGUUCAGCUGGAUGGGGCGGCAGGCUGGCGGGCGCGAGCGCGCGGGCGGCGCGGACGCAGUGCAGACGGUGACUGGGGGCCUGCGCUCGCUCUACCUGCGCAAGGUGCUGCCGCUGGAGGAGGCGUACCGCUUCCACGAGUUCCACUCGCCAGCGCUGGAGGACGCCGACUUCGAUAACAAGCCCAUGAUCCUGCUGGUGGGCCAGUACAGCACGGGCAAGACCACCUUCAUCAGAUACUUACUGGAGCAAGAUUUCCCAGGCAUGAGGAUUGGCCCAGAGCCCACCACCGAUUCCUUCAUCGCUGUGAUGUACGGGGAGACUGAGGGCAGCACCCCAGGCAACGCUUUAGUUGUGGACCCCAAAAAGCCCUUCCGAAAGCUUAGUCGCUUUGGAAAUGCUUUCCUGAAUCGAUUCAUGUGCUCCCAGCUGCCCAAUCAGGUCCUGAAGAGCAUCAGCAUCAUCGACAGUCCCGGCAUCCUGUCUGGGGAGAAGCAACGCAUCAGCCGAGGCUAUGACUUCUGCCAGGUCCUACAGUGGUUUGCAGAGCGAGUCGACAGGAUCAUCCUGCUGUUCGAUGCUCACAAACUGGACAUCUCAGACGAGUUCUCAGAGGCCAUCAAGGCCUUCCGCGGCCAAGAUGACAAGAUCCGCGUGGUACUGAACAAGGCCGACCAAGUGGACACGCAGCAGCUGAUGCGCGUCUACGGGGCCCUCAUGUGGUCCCUGGGCAAGGUCAUCAACACACCCGAGGUCCUUCGAGUCUACAUCGGCUCUUUCUGGGCACAGCCCCUACAGAACACUGAUAACCGCCGGCUCUUCGAGGCCGAGGCCCAGGACCUCUUCAGAGACAUCCAGAGCCUUCCGCAGAAGGCGGCCGUGCGCAAACUCAACGACCUCAUCAAGCGAGCGAGGCUGGCUAAGGUACAUGCCUACAUCAUCAGCCACCUGAAGAAGGAAAUGCCAAGUGUAUUCGGAAAGGAAAACAAGAAGAGAGAGCUUAUCAGCAGAUUGCCAGAAAUCUACCUUCAGCUGCAGCGAGAAUACCAGAUUUCUGCCGGGGACUUCCCAGAGGUCAAGGCAAUGCAGGAACAGCUCGAGAACUACGACUUCACCAAAUUCCACUCGCUGAAGCCCAAGCUGAUCGAGGCAGUGGACAACAUGUUGAGCAGCAAGAUCUCGUCCCUGAUGCACCUCAUCAGCCAGGAGGAGAUGAGCAUGCCCACACAGCUCGUGCAGGGCGGCGCCUUCGACGGCACCACCGAGGGCCCCUUCAACCAGGGCUACGGGGAGGGUGCCAAGGAGGGCGCCGAUGAGGAGGAAUGGGUGGUGGCCAAAGACAAGCCCGUCUACGACGAGCUCUUCUAUACUCUGUCGCCUGUCAAUGGCAAGAUAUCGGGCGUCAACGCCAAGAAGGAGAUGGUGACAUCCAAGCUGCCCAACAGCGUCCUGGGCAAGAUCUGGAAGCUGGCGGACUGUGACUGUGACGGCAUGCUGGACGAGGAGGAGUUCGCACUGGCCAAGCACCUCAUCAAGAUCAAGCUCGAUGGCUACGAGCUGCCCAACAGCCUGCCCCCCCACCUUGUGCCCCCCUCCCACAGGAAGUCCCUGCCGAAGGCCGACUGAGGGGUGGGCCGCUCACAGGGCAGGCAGCGGGGGGUAGGCAUCAGGGACCUGUGCCUGAGGCCCGUGCCACUGCUGACUCACUGACCCUAGCCAAGGCACUUCCCUCUCUGUGCCUCAGUUUCCCCACCUAUGGAAUGAGGAGGGCACACACUGGACACUAGAUGAGGUUCUUUCACCUUUAAAAUUCCCCGAGUUUCUAUUAAAAUAUUGGGAGGAGGGUGUGGAUAAGGAGAUUGAAGGGUUAAGAAAAAAGAGAAAUUGACCAAAGAGUACUCUGAGGCCUGGAGAGACCUAGACGUGGAAGCGGGCUGUGCACAGCCAGACAGCCACAGGGAGUGAGCCGGGGGCUUUUCUGGAGCAGGGGGAGCCUUCCGCACUGGACCACAUCAUUGUGCACCUGCCUUGGCCCCUGUCUGUCCCUUAGAGGGCACCCAGAAGGAGCAAAGUUGAUCUUAUUUAUUUCAUUUCCUGUUGUAUUGAGAGUGGAAAACAGCAGAGCACAGAGCGUUUCUGCUCUCUCCAGACCGCCUACCAAAGAGAAGACUGCUUCCCCUGGGUGUGAAAGGAGAGUCCCCUUUGCCUGUGUGCACCCCCGUCCCUCCUGCAGGCUCUAGCAGCACAGGCAACCAGGCCAGCAGAGAGCAUUUGUGACACCCGACACCCCCCUGACUAGCCCACCCAGAGCUCCCCCAACCUGGGCCCUUCCCAGCAAAAUUGCAUUUGGUUAGGAAUUUGGAAAUCAGAACCUUUAUUAGCCCUUGGCAAGAUUUCUAGUAUUCAAAUCAUGCUGGAGUCUGAAGGUUGGCUUUUCUUACUGGUCUGUCCAGUAAUUUGUAGCAAAGUCUAUUUAUCAUAUUCAAACUAUAGUAAAGGAAUGAGGUGGUUCUCUGUAGUUAUCAGUGUGGUGACAGGUCCCCAAGGCCCCUUGGACGAUGGCAGGAUUUAAAUUCAGCAAAACCAUGUCUUGGUGCCUGCAGCAUGCUCGGUCUGGGGACACAAGGGAACGAGAGGUGAGCUUGCCCCAGGGUGUCAGGUAGAAAAGGUCAUUCUCUAGCUUUAGACGCUAUUUUUAUUAAAAAAAAAAAAAAAAGAAAGAAAGAAAAGAAAUAGGCAUCUUUAUUAUGUCCAGUUUUUCUUUCUUACAGGAAAAACCUUUAUACAAAUAGGAUGGCAUCUUUCAUAUGAAACCUUUUUCUUUAAAAGGCUGUGAGGUUCAAACCAUGCAUGCCCCUCACAAGGCAGGAUUGGGGCACAUCCCGCACGUGGGUUCCUGAGUGUUCUGUCUGAGUCCUGGUAUAAACCUCUCUGGUCCACACACUCCACUGCCUGUCAGAUGGAAGUGGUUAAUGCUCACUACCACCUUCCCUCCUUCGUGGGCUGCAGUUUGGGUAUUCAUUUCAUCAUUAUUUAUGCAAUUAAAAAAAGAGAGGCGCAAAAUGGUGAUGGCUGCACGGCAUGGGGCCCCACCAGCACCGAAGUGAAAUGAAGUCAGAACAGUCCCGCCUGAGCCUUCCAAAAACCACAUUUUUUUUUUUCUGAUGUUACCUGUGAUAUCAGGGUCAGAAGUACAGAAUUAAGAGUCAAUUUUUUUUUUUAUUUUGGGGAAGUAUUUAUCCAGAUGCCAGCCCUCGCACUCCCUAGUUCACUUUUUAAAUAAUGUCAUUUUAAGAGAAAUAAAUUCAUAAUAUGAUUUUUAGUCUUAAUGAGCACUUUUAAACUCAUUAGAAACCUAUAGAGGUUUAUAAUGUCACUACUCUCAUAUUAGCAGAUGGGUUGGUGAACGCGUGAGGACUGCCUGAGGGUGUACCCACAAGGGAGCCCACCAAAGGGAAAAACAGAAAAGAGAAUUCAUCGGUCCAAAGGUUUAGAGGUGCCAAGGUUAGCUGAUUUUCCACUCAGAACUAUCCUGCUCCUUUAAUCUUCUCAGUUGUCAUAUAUAAACACAUACACAUACAUACACCACAUGAGUAUGUGUUCUUGACACUUGUCAACAUGCAUAUAUGCAGAUAUGGCCAAGUGUCGUCUAUGCAGAGACAUACGGGAAAACUAUAUUAGAGGACAGCAGACUGAGGUGUCUGCUUUCUACAGGAAAGGAAACUUCUCUUGGUGGUGUUGUGAUCCCUACCCCAUACGCUCAGGUGGGACAACAUCAGGCAGCUGCAUGCUUUCCCUGCUGAGAAAGAAAAAAAGUCACAUGCCCACUUUUCUUAACAUCUCUUACAACAUGAAGUCAGUCAUCACGAAGAGUUGAUUGGAAAGAGCAAUGUCCCUGGAGGACAUUAGGGAUGGCUGCUAAGGCUGAGGACCCGUAUCUUCCCAGGACCCGCACAAAGUUCCCGGAGUCUGCGUCCAGAACCCCUCCUCGUGCAGCAGGGCUGGGGGACGGCAGAGCCCUCCCGAAUCUGUUCACACUGACCCAGCACGUGGCCCUCCCCACACCACCCAGUUUUCAAAGCACCCCCUCCCCGGAGUGUCUGCAGCUGGGCGGGGUAGUGGAGGCAGGUAAACUCUAGCACUGUGACACUCCCCACGCUCUCCACAAUUCCACGGAAGAAACUCUGCUUUCACAAGAUGCUGCAUAACACAAACCUCUGCAGCCUUGAGUUCAAGAGAAAAAGCAAGUUCAGGCUGAUCCUCCCGAGGACAGCUUCCAAGUCGUAAACCUACUAAUGAGGCCCUCCUGAACCUAUCUGCAAAGAAACGUUGCACCAAGACCUAUCAAAACCUCCAGUUUCGUGGCGACAUGGGGACGCCCAACCUGCUCCAGCCUCAGGCUCCAGCCCAGCAUUGUACACCGAUACCUUCCUUACUGCGCUAUGCAGGGCCCAGGACUGGUCGCUCUUCAGUGGGGAGGGCCGUUCAUUUAGCUGGCCCCCAUCCCUCCAGGGCCGGACUGGGUUCCCCUUGGAGCCCUUGUCAUUAUGCAGCAAUCACAUCUUUGGAUUUGGAGGCGUAACUCCUCCUGCAGGAUGGUGGGCCUUUGAGGAGCUGAAUUCUUGUGUGUCCGGGACUGGGUUUCCAGGUGGGUCAGAGAGCACAUGAGGAGAAGCCAAUGCCUCCCGCCCUCCUCUCGACCCCUGCUCAUUUUCGGCCCACUGGAGAAGCCUCAGCAGAACCAUGGCCCCACUGCCGCUGAGCACAGCCCUUUUUCAUGUUCCGCCGGUUCCUCUGGGGAGCCGCCUCUCCACCACACCAGGAAGGUCUCGUACCGCAGUCCCUUGUCCAGCGUGGGGUUUCACCACCAGUCAUGGCCCGACUACCACCACUGGGACCUCCCCACUUUGCACCAUUACACGCCUUCGGUACUCCCAGAGCAGUACCCCAGACGAGUUGUCUUGAAGAAAAGGGAAGCAUUUAACAGCGGCACUGUGUAUUUCCUCCGUGGAAUGUAGCAGAGAAAUAACCUUCUUAGGACAGAUAACCACUGAGUUUAUCCAGGUGAACGUGGGCCUAAUUUAAGAGUGUAUCAGGUUACAUGUCGAUUAGCCAAUGCAGUUAAUACACAAUGCUUCUAUUUUUUUUUUUUUUGUAAUCCUGUUUCCAGGUGUCAAAUAAAAAAAGACACAAUCUGUUGAUCAAUAAACUUGUGAAAAAUUC